CAUUCAUCAAAAAUUUCAAUAUACACAUACAAUUCUACACGUUCAUGUACCAGCCUGGCACAUUAAUUCAAUAUAAUUAUAAUAGAACUACUUGGGUAAUUUGGAGUUGAUGAUGACUCAGUCAAAGUCAAUGUUAUCAUAAUAGAACCACUUGGCUUUGAUAUGCAAGGCAACAACUAAAAGAAAGAUUCAGCAAAUACUUGAUCAAGAGUAUUAGUAUCCUAUAUAAUGUUUCAUGGCACACAAGAUCAUACAUAAUUUGGAGAUUUUUGAGUAAUCCCCUAAAUGAAAAAAGAAUGGAUCCAACUUUGGACGAAGAAGCUAGGGGAGAUGAAAGACAUCGGGAAAAGAUUAUGCAGGCAGCUCAAAUACAUUUAGUUGUAGCCACUCUAAUAAUGACAGUCACCUUCACAGCUGGUUUCACAUUACCAGGAGGUUUUGAGAGCGAUACCAAUAGCCCUAAUAAAGGGAUGGCGAUUCUAUUAAGAAGAACAGCAUUUCGUGCAUUUGUUGUUACGGAUGCCAUCGCCUUUACAUCUUCAGCUGCUGCUGUUUUUACUUACUUCGUUAUGGCAGCAAGUGUAAUAUCUGUAACAGAAUUGAGUGUUGUGAUGCGACUUUAUAAGAUCGCAGCUUUUUUGCAGCUUUUGGCAAUGUCAGCCGUUGUGAUUGCAUUUUGUACUGGUAUGUAUGCUACUUUAGCACAUUCAGUUGGUCUUGCUAUUACUGUCUGUGUCAUCAGUUGUACCUCUUUCAUUAUGUUCUUGUUGGUUACUGAUGUUCUUGGAAGCAGGGGAUAGAGUAUAUGUACUUUUGGGUUAAUUAUUGUAUAAUACUUUCAUGGUUUUUAUUUUAA
Lycium ferocissimum is the source of this 856-nucleotide messenger RNA. RefSeq names its product protein ACCELERATED CELL DEATH 6-like. The record is from RefSeq and is a predicted model, not a curated record. Gene Ontology annotation, molecular function: protein phosphatase 1 binding; protein phosphatase regulator activity. Gene Ontology annotation, cellular component: plasma membrane. Lineage: Eukaryota; Viridiplantae; Streptophyta; Magnoliopsida; Solanales; Solanaceae. Bases 297 to 800 code for a protein of 167 amino acids. The transcript has a single exon.